Molecule: messenger RNA, 513 nt
Organism: Colletotrichum truncatum
Lineage: Eukaryota; Fungi; Ascomycota; Sordariomycetes; Glomerellales; Glomerellaceae
Source: RefSeq, a predicted model, not a curated record
AUGAAGUUCACCGCCGUUCUCUCUCUUGCUCUCGCCUCCGCCGUCGCGGCCAUGCCCACCGAGGACCUUUCUAAGCGUCAGACUGUCCAGCGUGGCCGUCAAACUCUCGUCUUCAAGGAACAGGGUGGAGUACCUGGAAACGAGUGCCUCACCUUCCGUAACAACGGUGAAAUCGUCAACGCCGCCUGCGUAAACACCGCUGCGGACAGACAGAUCACGCCCUCCACGAGAAAUGGCAACAACGUUCUCCUCGUGCAGCGCUCCUUUAGCAACGGUUUCCGUCCUGACCUCGUCAACAAGGAGGUCUGCGUCGGCUUCAACGGCACUGCGUUCCGCGCCGAGGACUGCGCUGCGAGAAACAUUGAGUUUGUUUCCCAGAGCGGCAACAACCUCGUCUCAAGUAGCGGUGCUUGCUUGAACGGCCACGAUGACAAGGCCCAGGUCACUGUGUCCGAGGCCGGCCAGAACUGCGCCAGAUUCACUACCACCGGUGUCAGAGCCACCGCCCCGUAA